Messenger RNA from Clupea harengus (Atlantic herring), 3706 nucleotides. It is a transcript of the gene itih2, whose product is annotated as inter-alpha-trypsin inhibitor heavy chain 2. NCBI's taxonomy places the organism in Eukaryota, Metazoa, Chordata, Actinopteri, Clupeiformes, Clupeidae. Bases 106 to 2922 code for a protein of 938 amino acids. Gene Ontology annotation, biological process: hyaluronan metabolic process. The transcript is spliced from 21 exons. The record is from RefSeq and is a predicted model, not a curated record. Gene Ontology annotation, molecular function: serine-type endopeptidase inhibitor activity.
AUCCCCCUCUCUCUCUCUCUCUCUCUUGCUAUCCCACUGUCCCUGUUCCUCUGUGAGUAGAGUUGUUCCUCGUUCUGGCUGGUUGGAACACUGCCGGCUGUCGCCAUGAAGAUCCAGCUCCUUCUCCUCUUCAGCAGCCUGCUGAUUUACCAAACACACACCUUUGAGUUUGUGAUUGACGGCGAGUGGGACAGCGAGCCGUCAGAUGAUGAUUCAGAAUCGUCGAAGGAAUUGCCGUCACAUUUCAGAAGACGGAGGGCCAUGCUGGUCAGUGAGGAGGAGGAUGAGUUCGAGGCCAUUAGAGGAAAUGACAUCACAGUUAAGAGCUAUAAAGUGGAGAGUCGCAUCACUUCCCGUUUCGCCCAUACCACAGUCAAGAGCUCUGUGGUCAACUCAGGCACUACAGCCCAGAGCAUUGGCUUCAAUGUCCAGAUCCCUAAACGAGCCUUCAUCACCAACUUUACCAUGAAUGUAAAUGGGAUAACAUUCAUUGGUUCAGUGAAGGAGAAGACUGUGGCCAGAAACCUCUAUGCCCAGGCCAGAGCGAGAGGCAAAGCAGCAGGCAUCGUCAGGGCUAACUCUCAGGACAUGGAGACGUUUAAGACGGAGGUGCACGUGCCCCCUGGUAGCAAGAUAGAGUUUGAGCUUCACUACCAGGAGAUGAUGCAGAGGAAACUAGGGAUGUACGAACACAGACUGCACCUGCAGCCAGGGAGACUGGUGCCUCAUCUGCAGGUAGACGUGUACAUCUUCGAGCAGAAGGGCAUCAGUAUGGUGGAGGCUCCUAACACACUGGGGGAGCACUUCCACGGCCUGAUCACCGUGACCAAGACCAAGGACAAGGCGCACGUUUCCUUCAAGCCCUCUCUGCAGCGGCAGAGGAAGUGCCACAACUGCACCGAGAGCGCCGUGGACGGAAUCUUCACCGUCAAGUACGACGUGGAGAGAGACAGCAAUGCCGGAGAACUGCAGGUGUCUGAUGGUCACUUUGUACACUUCUUUGCUCCCCAAAACCUCUCGCCCCUGUCCAAGAACAUCGUGUUUGUCAUCGACGUCAGUGGAUCCAUGUGGGGUCUGAAAAUGAAACAGACAGUGGAGGCCAUGGAGGCUAUCCUAGAUGACAUGACCAUAGAUGAUUACUUCAGUAUCAUAGAUUUUAACCAUAACGUCCGGUGCUGGAGUGAGGAACUGGUUCCUGGAAGCUCCAUCCAGGUUGCAGAUGCCAAGAAGUAUGUUCAGAGAAUCAAACCAAAUGGAGGGACAAACAUUAACGAGGCUCUGCAGCGGGCGGUGCAUAUGCUGAUCAAGGCGGCCAAUCAGGGCCUGAUCGACCAGCGCUCCGUCUCCAUGAUCAUCCUGGUGUCCGAUGGAGACCCCACUGUGGGGGAGAUCAAGCUGAGUAACAUCCAGAAGAACGUGAAGCGCAUCAUGCGUGAGGAAUUCUCUCUCUUCUCCCUGGGCAUCGGCUUCGACGUGGACUAUGACUUCCUGGAGCGCAUGGCCAUGGACAACAGGGGUGUGGCUCAGAGAAUCUAUGCCAAUCACGAUGCUGCUGAACAGCUAAGGGCAUUCUACAGCCAGGUCUCCUCUCCACUGCUCAGGAGGAUCACCAUUCAGUUCCCGGAAGGUUCCGUCUCGGACACCACACAGAGCCACUUUGACAAGUUUUUCAGCGGUUCCGAGCUAGUGGUGGCUGGGAAGCUGCAGUCCACCGGAUUCCCAACUCUCCACAGCUUCACCACUGCAUCUGCUGCCACCAUGGACAUGACCCUGCAGACAGAGACAGACAUCCGGGAGCUGGACACCAUACUGGACCAGCAGCAGCAUUCUGUAACUGGCUUUGCUCGGCAGAUGUGGGCCUACAUCACCAUUAACCAACUCCUGGCAGAGAGGGCUCUGGCCCCCACUGCAGCGAAGAAGCGUAAGAUCACGCAGCGCAUCCUGGGCUUGGCCGUGGAGCACCAGUUCGUCACGCCUCUCACCGCCCUGAUCAUCGAGAGUGACACCGAGAAGCUACUCGCUGACUCACCCAAGGACCCCAAACACGGCUGCUGCUCAGGUAUGGGGUCCCUUGGCCUGCGCCCACCUGUACAGCAGAUGGUCCACACCAUGCCCCCUUGGGCCCUAGGAACGGUCGCUCCCACCCCCAGCCCGGCCACCGGACACAUCACCGUAGUGGACAAUGACCCUCACUUCAUCAUCCAUCUGCCUAAGAGGGACAUGGAUGUCUGCUUCAACAUCGACUCUGAACCGGGCAACAUCCUCAACCUGGUGUCUGACCCUGGAACAGGUGUGGUGGUCAAUGGUGAGCUGAUCGGUUCUAAAACACGGCAGAACCACAAACUGAAAACGUACUUCGGCACCAUUGGCGUGUUCUACAGAUCAGAGGGGGUGCGGGUGACUGUGAGUACCGACCGGAUCGACGUUGUGGAAGGGAAGAACAACCACUCGUUCUCCUGGGGGGGCACUGCGGACAUCAUCACCAAUGGGGUUAAAAUCUCCAUAGAGAAGGACUCCAAGGUUACCGUGGUGGUCGACGGGAGGAUCUCGGUGAUGGUCCUCCUACAUCGCGUGUGGCGGAAGCACCCGGUGAACGUGGACUUCCUGGGAUUCUACGCCCCCAAUGAUAACCAGUACUCAGAGCGGGUCCAUGGACUCAUUGGGCAGUUUGCCAAUGAGCCUGAAGUGAAGGUGUUCAAUAUUCAUGACGGUCCGGACCCCAAGAAGAAGGAGGCCACCAUGGACGUGAAGGGCUACAAGCUGUCUGUCACCAGAGGCUGGCAAAAGGACUAUAGGGAAGAUAAGAAGAGGGGCACGGACAUUUCCUGCUGGUUCGUCCACAACAGUGGAAAGGGCUUCAUCGACGGUCACUUUAGCAACUACAUCGUCCCCUCACUGGACAGCUUUCUUCCUGAGCUCUGAUUGGCUGAAGGAUGAACAUGAAGAAAGAUAAUUGGGCGUUUCUGUGGGGGGGCCAAUGUCAUUUGGUCAGGAUAUGCACAGGAUUGUGGGACAUGGAGUUCAGACAGUUAAAAUCCACCGCGCACUGAGCUACUAAUAAAAUACACACACACUGCUUUUUCAAAAAAAAAAUCAAGCUAAUUAGAAGAUUGUAGGUGGAUGAGAUAUAAAACAAGUAAGGACUUUUGCUUUCUGAACACCAAUAAAUUAACUUCAAACCUUUAUAACAUGUAACAAGAGACCUUUCUAUUCCACAGUAAGGCCUUUCACUUCAUUACACAGGUCUCUCCUUCUGCAGCCAGUCCAAGCUGUGGCAUGUCACUCGUCUUAUAAAAUAGAAGCCCGUUUCCAAGGCAACAGUUUCCAAAUAUGGCCGACAAUUUACUGUGAAUGGGUGCUACAGUGUCCGGUGGGGCAAAGAACACACCGAUCAAUUAUAUUCAUGAAAAUAUUAAAUGUGAAUUAUGUGAAAAAUGUGAAAAUAUUUGUCAUAGAACUUAAGGAUGAACCACACUAACAUGCUGACCCACAUUGAUUUUUAAACAGCUGAUAUGUAAGAAAUGAAAAUGCACUUCCAAUGACGAUGGUGUACAGCGUGUUAAUGUUUCAAAAGAUCAGAUAAAGAUAAGGCAUUUCCUUGUUUAGAUGUUCAACAUGACAACUGAUUUUAUUUGUGGAUUCGUCUUUUCCUUUUUAAAAUUACAGUAUAUGAAAUAAAAUGGAGGACAAAAACCUACAAGAAAAA